This is a messenger RNA of Alosa alosa (allis shad), 9537 nucleotides long. Its product is annotated as collagen alpha-6(VI) chain-like. Gene Ontology annotation, molecular function: extracellular matrix structural constituent conferring tensile strength. Gene Ontology annotation, biological process: extracellular matrix organization. The record is from RefSeq and is a predicted model, not a curated record. Lineage: Eukaryota; Metazoa; Chordata; Actinopteri; Clupeiformes; Clupeidae.
AUGAAGGAACCAGGGGGCAAUGCUUUCAGAAACACUGUGAACAUGGCAAAGACUUAUAUUCUUUUUGGUGCCAUGAUCACAGCAUCUUGUUUUCUCCUGAGUGCAUCACAAAGCACAGAAUGCACACAGGAGGCUGUGGCUGAUAUUGUCUUCCUGGUUGAUGGCUCCUGGAGUAGUGGGUCACAGAACUUCCAGCGUAUCCGGGAGUUCCUCCACAGUCUGGUAGCCAGCUUUGAUGUGGCUCCAGAUCAUGUCCGCAUUGGCCUGGCACAAUACAGCAACACUCCCCGCACAGAGUUUAACCUUAACACCUAUCAGAAUAAACAAGAGAUUCUCGAGUACAUUGACAAGCUGCCAUACCAGGGUGGCGGUACAAAGACUGGCAAGGGACUGGACUUCAUCCUGAAGGAGCACUUUGUGCAAAGAGCAGGAAGCCGUGCCGGAGAGAAUGUGCCCCAGAUUGCUGUGGUCAUCACAGAUGGCCAGUCACUGGACAACGUUGAACCACAUGCCAAGGACCUGAAGAAUCAGGGCAUCACCAUUUACACAAUCGGCAUCAAAGAUGCGAACGAUGAGCAGCUAAAGGAGAUUGCCACCGAGCCCCAUGACCAGCAUGUGUACAGUGUCUCUGACUUCAGCGCUCUUCAGGGCAUCUCUCAGAACAUCGUCCAGGUGCUGUGUACCAACGUGGAGGAGGCCAAACGGCAGACCACACAGGUUUCUACAGGUAGUGCAAUACCAGACGUAGCAACCGUUGCUGAUAUUGUGUUCCUUGUGGAUGGCUCGAGUAGCAUUGGAGUGGAUAGCUUUAAUCAGACGAAGCAAUUCCUUCAAUCAUUUGUGAGUGGACUUACUGUAGCAUCAGACAAAGUGCGCAUAGGCCUAGCACAGUUCACUGAUGACACGUACCAGGAGUUCCUGCUGAAGGAUCAUGACAACGUCAGAGAUGUACUUAAUCAAAUUGCCCAGCUCCAGUUCCAUCAAGGAGGAACUUGUUUGGGAAAGGGCCUCACCUUCCUUCAGAAUAAGUACUUUAUCCCGGAAGGAGGCAGCCGAGCUAACGUCCCAAAGAUUGCCAUUGUGAUCACAAACGGCGAAUCCUCUGAUUACGUGGCAGGACCAGCCCUAAUAUUGCGGAGAUUGGGGAUUGUCAUCUACGCCAUUGGUGUUGGCAACUAUGAUGCCAAACAGCUGCAAUCUGUUGCCAACAAACCUAGUGAGCGUUUCUUGGUAGGCAUCAACAACUACCAGGAGCUGCAGAACGUAAUAGACAGUAUGCAGAAAUCAGUUUGCACCGCUGUGAAUGCCCAAGCAGAGGAUCUAACACCAAGAUAUGCUGAUAUUUUCUUUCUUGUGGACAGUUCGGCUCAGUCACAGAUUCAGGUCAUAAAACAAAUGCUUAUUCGACUUUCCAACCAACUCAGCAUAAACAUUGACGGCAAUCGUAUGGGCCUGGCUCAGUUUGGUGAUACUGUCAAAGUGGAUUUCAAGAUGAACCAGUUCAACACAAGAUCUGAUAUCAUGGACUAUUUGAAAAAAUGGAGAUUAAGGGGAAGUCGGACGCGUAACACUGGAGAGGCAAUAACCUAUGCCCACCAUAAUUUUUUCAAUUCGGAGUAUGGAGCCCGUGGAUUUAAACCAUAUUUGGUGCUCAUAACAUCAGGGAAAUCAGAUGACAAUACAAUAACAGACAUCAAGGCUGCUGUUGACAAGACUGCUGAUGCCACUGUUAAAACUGAGUGUACAACAGCCAAAGUAGCAGACAUUGUGUUCAUAGUAGAUGAAUCCAGCAGCAUUAAUCAUGCUUCAGUACACAACUUCCAGCUGAUGUGGGCAUUCAUGUCAAGAAUUCUCAAAGACUUUGAUAUCAGCUCAAAGGGUGUGAGGGUGGGCUUAGCCACUUACAGCGAUGACCCUCGUCCCGAGUUCUACUUGAACACAUAUGAUAAUAAAAUUGAUACUUUGCAGAGCAUAAAGCUGCUACCAUACCAUGGGGGCAAUACAUACACAGGGAAAGCUCUGACAUUUGCAACGAACAACAUGUUUACCAAGGAGAGGGGCAGCCGGCGUGACAGUGGUGUGCAACAGAUUGCUGUAAUAAUCACAGACGGUGUGUCUCACGAUAACGCCAGUGGUCCAGCUCUGAAAUUAAAGCGGAUUUAGAGUUAAAGUCUAUGCAGUGGGUAUUAAAAUGCAUGGAAUGAACUGCGAGAGAUAGCCACCGACCCAGUUAGGAACUAUGUGGUAUUCAUUGAUGAUUUUGUGAAACUUAAGUCAAUGGAAGCAAAUCUGGCAAAAAGAAUUUGCCGUGAAAUUACGAAACCACCCCCACCACCACCAAUGAAACAAGGUCAGUGUCUACAAAACUGUGUCCAAACAGAGGAAGCAGAUUUAUUUUUUUUGAUUGACUACUCAUCCAGCAUUCCCUAUGAGGAUUUUGGCCGAAUAAAGUUUGUUUUGGAAUUCAUUCGGAUGUUUCCUAUUGGACCAGACCAGGUACGUGUUGGUCUGGCAAAGUUCUCAACCAGACCUAACCUGGAGUUCAACCUGGCCGAUUACACAGACAAAAAGUCUUUGGAGAAGGCUGUGGAUGCUAUCAAACAAACUGGAGGUGACACUUAUACAGGUGCCGCUUUAAAUUUUAUGAGCCCGUAUUUUGAGGAGGCUGAAAAGAGUCAUGGUGAUAAGGUACCCAGGUACCUCAUUGUAAUAACAGAUGGGGAGUCACAGGACAAUGAAGUUGUGAAAAGGGCAGCAGAGAGAUUACGCCAACAGGGCAUCACCAUUUAUGCCAUUGGGGUGAAGGAUGCCAAUAACGACAAGCUGCUGGACAUUUGCGGUGAUCCGAAGAGGAGGUUCUUCGUCAAUAACUUUCAUGCACUUAGACCAGUCAAGGAUGAUAUUGUGACAGACAUAUUCUCUCAAACAGCAUGCAAGGAAAUGCUGGCUGAUGUCAUAUUUCUGGUGGACAGUUCUGGAAGCAUUCACCCUGCAGACUUCCUCAAGAUGAAGGCUUUCAUCAACAACACAAUUACGCUGGCCGUCAUUGGGCCAGACUCUGUGUGCAUGGGGGUGCUGCAGUUCAGCACCGUCCAGAACGAGGAGUUUUCUCUUGACAGCCCCCAAACCCAAAAUGACCUUGUGCAGAAAGUGAACUCCAUGAAGCAACUGGGUGGGAGAACUCUGACUGGUCAAGCUCUCAGCUUUACCUCCCAGUACUUUGACACCUCAAGGGGCGGGCGCCUCAAUGUCCCAAAGAUCCUGAUCGUCAUCACAGAUGGUGAAGCCCAAGAUGCCGUUAAGUUGCCUGCGCAGGCUCUGAGGGACAAAAAUAUUAUCAUCUACUCCAUUGGUGUGGACAGCGCCAAUAUAACCCAGCUGAAUGAAAUCAGUGGCAUCACAGACAGGGUGUAUACAGAGAGAGACUUUGAUGGCCUCCAGGUUUUGGAGGAUAAGAUCUUCUAUAAGAUCUGUCAUCCUGACACUAACUGCAGAAGGACAGAGGUGGCAGACAUGAUCUUCCUUGUUGAUGGCUCCAGCAGUAUUAGUGUGGAUCAAUACAAGAGCAUGCAACGCUUAAUGACCUCACUUGUGAGUAGCACAACUGUUGGAGAGAACCUGGUCCGGUUUGGUGCCAUCAUCUACUCGGACGACGCAGAGUCCAAGUUCACUCUAAAUCAGUACACUACCGCAAAGGAGGUACGAACAGCCAUAACAACCAUUAGAAUACCAGGUGGAAACAGUUACACAGGUGCUGCCCUUCGCUAUGCACUGGACUUAUUUGGAAAACAACAUGGCGGCCGUCGCGAGCAGGACGUAACUCAGAUCCUUUUCGUCAUUACUGGAGCAGCCACAGAUCCUGUUGUGCUGCCUGUGUGGUCUAAAGAGAUCCUGAGUUAUGGGAUCAUGAUAUAUGCCAUUGGUGUGGCAGGUGCCACAGAGAGUGAGCUGCAGAUCAUGACUGGAGGAGAGAGAAGAAGGGUGUUUUAUGUGCCCAACUAUAAUGCUUUGGAGGUCCUGCACAAGGACAUCUCCAGUGAGCUUUGUAAAGACAUAAACCACGUAACAUGCCAGAAAAAGAAGGUAGACCUGGUCAUGUUGACGGACAGCUCCGGCAGCAUCAGUGCCACUGACUUUACCAUCAUGAAGACGUUUAUGAAAAAGGUGGUGAGCAGCUUCCACAUCAAACCAGAGGCUGUGCAGGUUGCCCUAGCCCAGUUCAGCGCUUACCCCAAGAAAGAGUUCCACCUCAACGAGGUUGACAGUGAAGCCACAGCACAUGCUAAAAUUGAUGCCAUCGAUCUAAUAGGACAAGGCACAUUUAUCGGAAGGGCCCUUGAGUUCACCAGGAAGCGGUACUUCCAGACAGCAAAUGGCAGCCUGAAAAACAAGGGUGUCUCACAGAACCUUAUUGUGAUCACCAAUGGCAAGUCAAAGGAUGAAGUGACAGAAGAGGCAAGGUUUCUCAGAGCCAUGCAAGUUGAUGUGUAUGUCAUUGGAGUGGGCAAAGUCUACAAGGAUGAGCUGAUUCAGAUUGCUGGCACUCCGGACAGGGUCUUCAUCGUGAACGACUUUCAUGUCCUUGAACAUAUCAAGUCAAAAGUGGUGGAAACUGUUUGCGUGCCAGCUGACGCAGUUUGUCAGAGAUGCGUUGAAAAAAUGGCACUACUUCUGGUCAUCGUACUGAUUGGGUCAUAUGUCUCUGUCUGUGCAGCAGAACAAAAAGUAUGUACACAGGAGGCUGUGGCUGACAUUGUAUUCCUGGUUGAUGGCUCCUGGAGUAUUGGGGAAAAAAACUUCCAGCAGGUCCAGACUUUCCUCCACACUCUGCUUGACAGUUUUAGUGUCAGUCCUGAUCAAGUCCGCAUUGGCUUAGUACAGUAUAGCACCUUCCCACAGACAGAGUUUCUCCUGAACACCUAUCAACAUAAACAAGAGAUUAUCGCGUCUAUCAAGAAAUUGCCUUACAAAGGGGGUAGCACCAUGACUGGUUUAGGACUAGAUUUCAUUCUCAAGGAGCAAUUUACUGAGCAAGCAGGGAGUCGAGCGAGACAGGGGGUACCGCAGAUUGCUGUUGUCAUCACAGACGGUAGAUCACAAGAUGACGUGGAGCCACACGCAGAUGACCUGAGGCGCCGGGGAAUCAUACUGUAUGCUAUCGGGAUAAAAGAUGCAGAUGCGGAACAGUUGAGAAAGAUUGGUAAUGAGCCUCAUGACCAGCAUGUGUACAGCGUCUCUGACUUCAGUGCUCUUCAGGGCAUCUCUCAGAACAUCGUCCAGGUGCUGUGCACCACCGUGGAGGAGGCCAAAGGUCAAAUAACUCAAGCCUCACAAGGAUGUCAAAUCGAUAUGGCAGACAUAAUCUUCCUUGUAGAUGGUUCACAGAGUGUCAGCCAUGAACAGUUUCAGAGUAUGCAACACCUCAUGUCAUCUAUUGUGAACAGUUCCUCUAUUGGAGAAAACCAUGUGCGCAUUGGGGGCAUUGUCUACUCCACUGAACCACAAAUCCAGUUUGCUUUGAAUCAAUAUGAAACCAAAAAAGAGCUGAGACAAGCCAUAUCACGUCUAAGGCCUUCACGUGGUGACACGUACACAAGCAGAGCACUGAGGUACUCUCUGAAGUACUUUAAUGGUGUCCAAAGUAAUAAACGGGGGCACAAGUUUCUCAUAAUCAUCACAAAUGAAGAGGCAAGCGAUGCUCAACAAUUGGAAGAAACAUCUGCAAAACUGAGAAACGACGGAAUCAGUAUAUUUGGAAUUGGAGUAAAGCAGAUCGGGAAUAAACAGUUACGGAAUCAUCUGUUAACUAUGACCAACAACCAUGACAGGGUGUUCUAUGUGGAUGAUUUUAAUGCCUUGGAGGUAUUAGACAGAAGAAUUACCCAAGAAAUCUGUAACGUCAACAAAGCAGACUGUAAAAUGGAUCUGGUCAUGCUGGUGGAUGGCUCAGAAAGCAUCGCUGAUUCACACUUCUCAAUAAUGAAGAAGUUCAUGAUGGACAUGGUGAAAUCCUUUAACAUUAGUUCAAGCUUUCUACAAGUUGGGGUUGCUCAGUUCAGCACUUAUCAACAAAAGGAAUUCUACCUUAAUGAGUAUGAGAAUGGGACAGCUGUUAUUAGAGCGAUAGAUGGUAUAAAGCAACUUCGAGAAGGCAUGAAAAUUGUUCCAGGACUAAAAUUCAUUCAGGAAUUCUUCAAGACUGAACAUGGCAGUCGCAGAAGCAUGGGUGUCCGCCAAACCCUACUGUUAAUUACAGAUGGAGAGACAGAUGAAGAUGUUGAAGCUGCUACUGAUGAUCUUCGAGCCGAUAAAAUAGAUGUGUUUGUGAUCGGAGUGGGUAGAGUUCAAACUGAUCAGCUCCUCAAGAUUGCUGGCAGUCAAGAUAGGUAUUUUCCAAUUAAAGCAUAUGAAGAACUUACAAAGAUGCUGCCAACGCUGGUUGGCACGUUCUGCCCACGAUCUGAUGACCCAAACAUAAACCCAGACCUAGACCCAGGAUGUAAUGUGGACAUUGCCAUUGGAUUUGAUUAUGCCAGAAGGCAAAUUAACCUCCCUCUCGUCUUGGGACCAUUCCAGUUAAAGCAACAACUGCCCAAGAUAAUCAACAAAAUAUCUUCUCUGGAUAACAUAUGUUGCGCUCCUAAUAGCAUCAUCAAGACAAAGAUUGCCUUCAAUCUGGUGAAUGAAGAGGGAAAGGAGCUGGAUUACUUCCCAUUUCAGGAGUACAACUCAGAUGUUGUCAAAAAAGUGACAGACAUAGUGAUAAAUAAGGACAGUGUCUUCAACACACCGUUGUUGAAAUCUUUUGAAAAAGUUUUCAAAGAUUCAGCAGCUAAAGUGAAGGUGCUGAUUAUUUUCUCUGAUGGGCUUGAUGAGCCAGUGGAGAAACUGGAAUUGGAAUUAAGCCAUCUAAGGAGAAGUGGAGUAAGUGCACUGGUAACAGUGGCUUUGGAGGGAGCUCAAAAUACCCAUGAGCUUCAGAUGCUUGAGUUUGGGGGAAGUUUUGGAUACAAGAAGCCCUUUUCCAUCAGGAUGUAUAAUAUAGAAGAAGGCAUACGGAAAGAAAUAGACACAGCUACUGAGAGGGUUUGCUGUGGUGUGAUGUGUAAGUGCAGUGGUCCAGACGGAAUGCGAGGACCACGAGGACCGCCAGGCCAAAAGGGCAAUCCAGGGCCAAAGGGUCAUGAAGGAUAUCCUGGAGAAGAGGGCGGUUCUGGAUAUAGAGGACCUCCAGGUCAAACUGGGAUUCAAGGAGAUGCAGGUUGCCGAGGCAUAAGAGGUCACAAGGGCACAAGAGGGUACAAUGGUGAUGUGGGAGAAGAUGGUGAACAUGGCCUGGAUGGAGUUCAUGGUGAACAGGGUGAAACUGGUGUGGCUGGUGUUCCUGGAGACAGAGGAGAGCCUGGCAGCCCAGGUCGACAAGGCAUUAAAGGAGUGCCUGGAAUAGAAGGACAGCAUGGUCGAAAAGGAGAUACAGGAGAACCUGGUGCAGGCAACAUCUUUGCUGGCCAAAAGGGACAACAAGGAAACAGAGGAAGACAGGGAGAUACAGGACAGGAUGGUUUAGCAGGAAGACCAGGAGAUCCUGGAAACCUGGGCCCUGCAGGUAGAAGAGGUCCCCCAGGCAUUAAGGGAUCGCGUGGGGAUCCUGGAGAUCAUGGACAUCUGGGCCACUUUGGGCUGAAAGGACCCCCGGGAAACAAGGGCCCCAUGGGUCAUCCAGGACCAAUAGGGUUACCUGGUGUACCUGGUCUUCAGGGACCACGAGGAUCUACAGGUCACAUUGGACACAGAGGAAGUCCAGGUCAGAAAGGGCAUAAGGGUCAACCAGGAGAACCUGGAGUUAAAGGAGACAUUGGAUCAGUCGGCCCUAGAGGACCCCAGGGACAGGAUGGUAGAGAUGGCUAUGGAUUCCCUGGACCAAAAGGAUCAAAGGGACAGCAAGGUUAUCCAGGCUAUCCAGGACUACAAGGAGAGCAUGGUGCAAAAGGUCAAAGUGGAGGUCCUGGAAGCAAAGGAAGCUGGGGACAAGGGGGCAAAUCCGGUAGGGAUGGUCCACAGGGUGAACCCGGAACUCCAGGACUAGCUGGACACAGGGGCCCCAGAGGAGCUUCAGGACCCAGACAGAUGAGUGACUGUGAGCUAGUCAACUAUGUGCGCGACAACUGCGCUUGUUCUAUGGGUCAUGAAGACUGCCCAGCCUACCCCACUGAGCUGGUGAUAGCCCUCGACAUGUCUGAGGAUGUGACCCCUGAGGUGUUUGAAAGGAUGCGCGCCAUUGUCCAUCACUUACUGGAGGACAUGUCCAUUGCUGAGAGCAACUGCCCUAGGGGCGCCAGGGUGGCAAUUGUGUCCUUCAGCUCCAGUGUGAAGUACCUGGUCCGGUUCUCAGACUACCAUCGUAAGAAGCACCUCAUCGAAGAGGUGAAUAACAUUGCCCUGGAACGCACCUCAAACCGCCGCAACAUUGGGACAGCCAUGCGCUUCGUGGCCAGACAUGUCUUUAAACGCACACGAAAGAGUCUGCUCAUGCGGAAGGUGGCUGUCUUCGUCACCAAUGGAGCCUCCCAGGAUAUCAAGGCAAUUAACACUGCUGUCCUGGAAUUCAAAGCCCACCACAUUCACCCUGCUGUCAUCUCCUUCAGGAAUGCCCCUAAUGUCUUACAUGCUUUAGAGGCUGAUGAAACCCGAAGCUUUAUAGUGAAGCUAAUGGGGAGUGGUCAAGAACUGAAACCACAGUUGAGUGAGGUUCAAAAGUGUAUAAUAUGCUAUGAUCCGUGCAAAAGAGCAUCAAGCUGUUCCAGUGUGAACCAGGCUCCAACUCCUAUCCAAGUAGACCUGGAUCUAGCUGUGUUAGUGGACGGGUCACAUUUUGUGCAAGCAGACCACUACGGGGGUGUGAAGGAGCUCCUGGGUUCAGUGCUAGAGCAGAUCGCUGUGAGCAGCCAGCCAUCCAGGUCUGAUAAUCAGGCCAGAGUUGCCCUGUAUCAAGUCUCUAGCGCAUACAGACCCACAGCAGGACAAGUUCCUGUCCAACAGGAGUUUGAUUUUAUGAGAUUUCAGGACAGCAGUUCAAUGAAAAGCCACAUUUUCCAGAGCAUGCAGCAGCUUGGUGGGUCCUCCAGGCUGGGAUACGCAUUGAAGUGGGUCAUUAACAGAGGCCUCCUAACGGCCACAAAGCCACGGAGGAACAGAAUGGUUCUAGCCAUUAUUGGUGGGGAAACAAGCUACUGGGAUAGAGCCCAGCUUGAAUAUGCCUCCAAAUUAGCAAGAUGUCAGGGUGUGGUGCUGUUCACUCUGACUGUUGGGGACAACUUUAACACCACACAAGUGGAGGAGCUGGCCAGCCUCCCUUGGAGCAACAUAUGGUCCAUCUGGGAGAGGUGAAGCAAGGAGAGCAGGAAUAUGCCAAUGCGCUUCUUGCGAACCUUCCUGAGCUUCCUUAAGAGGGGAAUCAAUAUAUAUCCUGUCCCAUCUGAACGAUGGAUGUGUCAGCAUUUGGAGCAAGAGAUAGACCAAGAGCCGACUAUUGUUCUA